GUUUCACACUCUGGGGCUCAAAGAACUCGUGGAACUGGAACUCUAUGGAUGUGGGACCGAAGCGAGACCUGGUGCAGGAAGUGGCGAGUGCUCUGCGCGCUCACAGUGAUCUGCGUUUAGGGCUCUACCACUCCCUCUUUGAGUGGUUUAAUCCACUCUUUGAGCAGGACGCUGCUAACUCCUUCACUACCAACGUCUUCCCCACCACCAAGACUCUGCCAGAGCUUUAUGAGCUGGUUGUCAAGUACAAACCAGAGGUGGUGUGGUCCGACGGGGACGGAGACGCACCUGACAAGUACUGGAACAGCACAGGCUUCUUGGCCUGGCUCUAUAACGACAGUCCUGUUCGAGACACGGUGGUGACAAAUGAUCGAUGGGGAAAGGGCUCCAUCUGCACACACGGUGGGUUUUACACCUGCACCGACCGGUACCAGCCAGGACACCUGCUCAAACACAAAUGGGAAAACUGCAUGACCAUCGACACCAAGUCCUGGGGUUACAGGCGGAACGCACCCCUCAGUGACUACCUCACCAUCGAGCAGCUUGUGGGGAACCUGGUGGAGACGGUGUCCUGUGGAGGAAACCUGCUGAUGAACGUUGGUCCCACACACGACGGCAGAAUGAUUCCCAUCUUCGAGGAGCGUCUGCGGCAGAUGGGUCAKUGGCUGAAGGUGAACGGUGAGGCCAUCUACAACACGACAGCAUGGCGGGCUCAGAAAGACAACGCCACUGCUAAUCUCUGGUACACCUCCAGACCUCAGGAUAAGAGCAUCUUUGCUGUCUUACUGGACUGGCCUGAUCAGGGGUCAGUGRCUCUGAGUGAACCAGUGGUUACAAAGAAUGUCACCCAGGUGGAGCUGGUGGGUCACGGCCCMCUGCAGUGGGAGCCAGCACAGCCUAGUGGGCUGAAGAUCCUCCUGCCUCAGCU
Messenger RNA from Austrofundulus limnaeus, 928 nucleotides. RefSeq names its product alpha-L-fucosidase 2 (gene fuca2). Gene Ontology annotation, molecular function: alpha-L-fucosidase activity. The record is from RefSeq and is a predicted model, not a curated record. Gene Ontology annotation, biological process: glycoside catabolic process; fucose metabolic process. NCBI's taxonomy places the organism in Eukaryota, Metazoa, Chordata, Actinopteri, Cyprinodontiformes, Rivulidae. Gene Ontology annotation, cellular component: lysosome.